UAUUGUCCAAUCAACGGUUUCCAAAGAUUUAAACUAGAAGCGGAUCCUGAAGCUCCAUGAUCUUUUCUCGUAAUGAAACAAAGUAGCCUCGCCACAGUUCCGCGUAUAAGAUUAGCGAUUUUAAGUCAUUUUUUCUCCCUGCAUGUGGACUAAAGCGGCAAUUUAGAUCAAGUCACAUUCUUCAAAUGCUGUGACGUGUAAUGGUUUUUAACGAACUGGAUCUGAUAGCAGAGAUCGACGCCUUAGUUAGAAAUUAACGGUUUGUUUUUUAAAUCCGCGAGGUUUAUUUAUUGUGGAUCUAAUCAUUUGUUUCAUCGAGUUUGGAUAAAAUCGCCCGGUUAUCACAAACAUGAAGCCGGUAAAGAAAUCGUUAUUUCUGAGGACUUAUGGCAAACAGAUGCGGAAGGUUUCCGCUUGGAUCUCCCCUGAAGAUCGCAAACGAGCCUUCGAAAGCACCGAUUCUGACGAUUCUGUUUUUGAGUCCGCAAAACCCAGAAGAACGAGAGGAAAGCGAAGUUGGACCUGCAGUCAAAACAUCCGUCCAGCCAAGAAAAAGGCCAUGCAGCAGAUGAAGGAGAAGAGCUAUGAUCAGGACAGUUUGAUCAAUGAGAACUUCAUCCUUUCACAUCCUAACCAAGAGAACUCCAAAACAAGAGGCAGAAAAGCCAGUGUUUGCAGCAGAAACAGUAGCACAAGUCAUCCUGUGGAGAGGAAGGCCAGUCUGCGUUCAGCAGAAACGAGCAGCAAAGAGGAAACCUUCUCAUGUACCCUAAACAAAAACAAAAUGGUUCUAGGGAAAAGCCGGCUUGUGUCCGCCCCAGUUUUAACAAAGCAGAAGCGCCAUAAAAUUACGUUUACGGGUGACAGUGAGGAGGAAAACGCUGCACCAAAAUUCAAGAAAAAAUCGGUUAAAUCAUCUACAGACUCCAAUGUUGAUCUUCCAUCUGCCGGUCGCUUUGUAACCCGCCGCAGAUGUGCACGUCUGACCAGGCUCGCCAAACCCACAGCCAGUGCCCACAGCUCAUCAGAUGACUUUACUUCUGACCGGGUUUUCCGGGCCACCAGGAGAAGAAAAGCCCCUUUGGCAUUUGGACUUUGCAGUUCGGAGAGCUCCGUGAAUGAUGUUGGGAUGUCAAACUGUGCGACCAAUCCCCUUCAGGAGAUUUCACUCAACGUGUCGGUGGAGCGCACUCUUGGACCGCGUCUAAGAAAACCCAUCUUCUGCUCCACGCCGUCUGCAGGUUUCUCCAGAAAACAAGGACCGCUGGAAGCCUUUCCCGCCUGUGAUCAGGACAGCUCUCCUCCAUCCGUGUCGGUCAGCUACAUCGGAGCUUCCCACGAAGACCUUUUCUCUUCUCAUCAGCCCGUCCUUCCAGCGCAGCCCGAGUCCGCCUGUGGAUUGAACUCUGAGGACAGGAGCCAGCGAGAUCUGUAUCACAUUGAAGAGCAGUCGGUGGAGCUGUUUGUGGAGCCCAAGGAAAGCAGUGAAGCCAAAAGUGUAGGCGGAGCAUCGUCGGUGGUGAACCUGAUCUCUGUGGAGGGUGACGGCAGCAGUAGUUUUGUGUCUGCAGCAGGAGGUUUGGAAUGGCUGGUGGAAGCUCUGAAGGAAGAAUGCUUGAGCCGCCGCUGGACAGUUCAGCUGGACAGGUUAGGUUUGGUCCUUGUGUCUCAACUUGGCGACACAACGUACUCGUCCUGUUUGGAGCGCUCAGGCUCCGUCAGCAGCCUCCAGGCGGCUUCACAGCUGGUGGAAAACGGCAAAACUUUACACUGGACGUCUUCGGCGUCUGAUCUUCAUCAGGCACCAUCUGUUGACCAAAAUAAGUCAUCCAACCGCUUGAUUGCAGGAGCAACCAAGGAGCAGCUGGAGUCAGGUGUUGACUCAACCCACAUAUCUGACUUUAUCCAUGAUGUGAUCGUGAGUCCACAUGUUCCAGCAGGAACCUGUGUGACACCGUUUAGGUCAGAAGAGGAAAAAGCAGCACAGGAGGAGAGUUUGGAAAAACUGCAACUGAAAGACAUGCAACCCGAGGAUGCAGCUUCUGCGAUGGUGCCAAGUCUAGAUACCGAUGUUGAACUCACAAGAGAAUGUACUGUAGCUCUCUUCUGUGUAGAAACCACCAAGAAUGCACCAGCAGAGACGCCCGACCCUGAAAAAUCUGUCUCACCACUGAAGAAAAGAUGCAGGAGCAACAGAGCUGUCGUGCAAGUGAAGAGGAUAGGUCUGUCCGAACUCAAAGAAACCCUGCAGAUCAAAGACGGUACGCGGGAGUCUUUGGAUAAAUCAGACGGCAAUCGGGAUGCAAAGACUGCCCUUCCGUCUGAUGGCGACAAAAAAAUCUCCAGCGUUAGACGCAGGAAGGCGUCCUCUGGUGAGAGAGGGGCCCCAAAGCAUAGAAAAAAGCCUGCUGGAGACAAGAAAAUGAAGAGCUCUGCGGUGGACACGUCUAACACCACCAGGAAGGCGUGUGUCAGCGGAAUGAGUGUUAGUCGCUGGAAAAACAAGGGCGGGAAUUUCAGAAGCCGGGCGGAGCAAACGGGAAGCUCCAAGAUUGUGGACUGUAGCAUCAGUGAGCUGAUCUCUGCACGAUGGAAGCAGCCUCAGGAGUUGCUGACCAAUCCAGAGAAUGUUUUCACCCCGCUGAAGACAAAUCCGCUGCUGGCUAAUUUAACCCCCAGCACACACACCUGGAGCCGCAUCAAAGCCGGCCUGUCCAUCCAUCGCAAAGCAAUGGUUCAACUCACCCCCAAGAGUCUCCACAUGUCGGAGACUCCAAGAAGGACUGCUCUGGCGAACGUGAGUCAGGAUCUCUUUGCCACUCCUCUACGUACGCCCCUCCCCAAACACCUGCGCUCCCAGCUGCUGAGCCAAUACUCCCUGGUUGUGAGCGAAGGGGAAGAGCUGUCGGACGCAGAGAAGGUGUACGCCGAGUGUGGCCAGCAGCGCCCGCUGCCCUGGGAAGAGUGCAUUCUCCCUCAUCGCAGCAAAGGGUGUGUGAAGAUCGGGGAGGGGACCUUUGGGGAGGUCUUCUCCACCACCAACGCUGCUGGAGAGACAGUGGCACUCAAAAUAAUUCCAAUAGAGGGCAGCGAGAAGGUGAAUGGAGAGGACCAGAAGACCUUUGGGGAGAUUCUCCAUGAGAUUAUAAUAUCCAAGGAGCUCAGCAGCUUGAAAGAGAAGCAGCACAACCAGACUCAUGGUUUUAUUGGACUCAAUGAUCUCCACUGCGUUCAGGGAUCCUACCCAUCAGAUUUCUUGAAGGCCUGGGAUGCUUAUGACCGGCGGAAAGUUUCUGAAAACGACAGGCCAGACUUCUUUACAAAACAGCAGCUGUUCAUCAUCCUGGAGUUUGAGUUUGGAGGUGUGGACUUGGAGAACAGCAACGGAACGCUGGCGUCUUUGGGGGUGGCAAAGAGCAUUCUUCAUCAGGUCACGGCUGCAUUGGCGGUUGCUGAGCAGGAGCUACACUUCGAACACAGGGACCUCCACUGGGGUAACGUUCUGGUCAAAUCAACCAGGCAGAGAAAGGGGAGCUUCCUCCUUAAUGGAGCGACCCACCACAUGGAAACCAGAGGCGUGCUGGUCCGCAUCAUCGACUAUUCUCUCUCAAGGCUGGAAAUCGACGAGCUGACAGUGUCCUGCGACAUCUCAAACGACGAGGAGCUCUUCAUGGGUCAGGGAGACUACCAGUUUGAAAUCUACAGACUGAUGAGACAAGAGAACGGGAACGAGUGGAGCAGCUACCACCCUCACAGCAAUGUGCUGUGGCUGCACUACCUGUGCUCCAAGCUGCUGUCCAUGAAGUACCGCAGUUCAGGAAGCAGGGAUGCCAAGGACACGCGAGAGGCGCUCAGCCGUUUCCAUGACAACAUCCUCCAGUACAGCUCGGCCACAGAGGCCCUGAGAAAUUGCGCCAUGUUUCAAUAACACAAGUGAAAAACUUCACACAGGAAGAGGCUAGUGGAGAGGGGGAUGGUCUCUGGCCCCUGAUGAAAAAAUGGAAAAAACAAUGUAAUUCGGACCACUUUUAAAAAGGAUUGUUCGAUUAAAAAGGCAAAUAAAAUUGAUAUAAUGGUCAAAAGUU
Messenger RNA from Oryzias melastigma (Indian medaka), 4085 nucleotides. It is a transcript of the gene haspin, whose product is annotated as histone H3 associated protein kinase. Gene Ontology annotation, molecular function: ATP binding; histone H3T3 kinase activity. The coding region runs from base 350 to 3928 and encodes 1192 amino acids. Gene Ontology annotation, cellular component: nucleus; cytoplasm. The transcript is spliced from 16 exons. Lineage: Eukaryota; Metazoa; Chordata; Actinopteri; Beloniformes; Adrianichthyidae. Gene Ontology annotation, biological process: intracellular signal transduction; protein phosphorylation; mitotic cell cycle. The record is from RefSeq and is a predicted model, not a curated record.